Selaginella moellendorffii is the source of this 429-nucleotide messenger RNA. RefSeq lists its product as uncharacterized. NCBI's taxonomy places the organism in Eukaryota, Viridiplantae, Streptophyta, Lycopodiopsida, Selaginellales, Selaginellaceae. The transcript is spliced from 3 exons. Bases 1 to 429 code for a protein of 142 amino acids. The record is from RefSeq and is a predicted model, not a curated record.
AUGGAGGGGGUUGGAAUAAGGCGCAGGAGUUCCAGGCUCUCGGGGAUGUUCGAUGCCGCCUCCAAAGCUGUGGCUCAGCUGAUUCAACGCGACAAUGAUCCCGAGGAGGAUCCAGAUUUCAUAGCUAGAAACCCUCGCUGGGAAGAUCGUCUGCCUCCUAUUGGAGGAGCGCUCAAGCCAGAGGAAGAGAAGACUGCUGCCUUGUUAGCUGCAUUGGGAGAUCUUCCUCGUGCUACUGACUCCUUGCCCAGGAAGAACUGGAAAAAAGCUUACAAAGCAGUCAAGCGAAUGCUGCUUUAUUUUCUAGGUGGUAAGAAGAAAGGCAAGACGCAGUGCUAUAGGGACUGGAGCUCGACUAGAUGGUCAUGCUCUUGGGUUUUGGAGUCCCUACAGUACUACUCGGCUGAGGCUCUUCAUGUUUCUCUAUAG